Episyrphus balteatus (marmalade hoverfly) is the source of this 4659-nucleotide messenger RNA. RefSeq lists its product as uncharacterized. Lineage: Eukaryota; Metazoa; Arthropoda; Insecta; Diptera; Syrphidae. The record is from RefSeq and is a predicted model, not a curated record.
AUUAAUAAUAAUAAUAAUAAUAAUAAUAAUAAUAAUAAUAAUAAUAAUAAUAAUAAUAAUAAUAAUAAUAAUAAUAAUAAUAAUAAUAAUAAUAAUAAUAAUAAUAAUAAUAAUAAUAAUAAUAAUAAUAAUAAUAAUAAUAAUAAUAAUAAUAAUAAUAAUAAUAAUAAUAAUAAUAAUAAUAAUAAUAAUAAUAAUAAUAAUAAUAAUAAUAAUAAUAAUAAUAAUAAUAAUAAUAAUAAUAAUAAUAAUAUGUAUGAAAUGGAAACCAAUACAAACACAAACCGAGUGAGGAUAUUCGCUCAAACGUCGGUAGAAGCUGCGGCUACCGGCGCGGGCUCGUCUACGCAAAGAGAUGAGUCGCCAGUGGCACCACAAUUAACACAACAACAAUCUGCGACAAGUGCUGCCCAAGACACUCUUGGGACCACCAGAGCAGGCCGAAGUAGACAGCGUAUCCAAUGGACUAAUGAAAUGAAUGAAUAUGUCCUACGCUGCUACUACACAGUAACCCACUGCGAAGACCAGCAAUAUAGAACUUUAUACAGAAGGGCAAUGUACAACAUGUUUAUAGACCGUUAUGGAAGCUUCGGGAACAGAAUUAACGAAAACAACCUAGCCAGACGAAAAGACGCUAUUAUUGCUAACGAAUAUAUUGAACGAGACCGAAGGCAGAGGAUUGCAGCUGAAAUAGCAUCUCAGCUCGCUGAACCACCACCUGCAGCCCCAAUCACGAACCCUACAACCUCAAAUCAACAACCAGGCCAGGAGACCCAACAAAUCCAAACGUCACCAGAAUUAGAGCCAUCACAAACUAAUCCAGAUGUAGAUCACCAAUCGCCAUACAGUAACAUCGGUGCCACAGAACAAAUUAUCCAACUGUCUACACCAAACAGCACACAACACCUGAAAGAUUCGUUUAUUCUAGCCCAGAUUGAAUUCGAAGGAAUGGAUCCUUCCUUAAGGCCGAAAAUUCCAAGAAUCUAUGAAACCAAAAAACUUGAAGAAAUCCUGAACUCCAUCAAUUCGGAAAUUCUUCCCAAUUAUCUACACGAAGACAUGGAGAUCCUAAAUCUUAAUUCUUUAAUCUAUGUCUCCGCAGUUACAGCUAUUAGAGCCUUAGGAAAGAAUCCCAUUCCAUUACCAGAAAAUUUCAAUAGUAAUAGUCGCUCUUUUAUCCCAAAAUGGAGAAAAAGACUAGAAAUAAAAAUAGAGAAACUAAGACAAGAUAUUGGAAGACUAACAUCCUUUAAAAGUGGAUCUGGAUCAAGCAGGCUUCUUAGACAUAUAAAACAAAUAAUUAACCCACGACAUCUUUCAUCAAUUACUAUGAAUCAAAUUACUGAAAUACUCGACAGAAAAUGUCAAAAACUUCUGGCAUAUACUAAGCGCUUAAAACGGUAUACUGAAAGUAACAAGAGAAAAACCGAAAAUACACUCUUUCAACAAAACCAACGAACCUUCUAUCGGCAAACCUCUACACAAACGGAAAUAAGCACUAAUCCUAAAUUUCCACCAUUGGAUAAAACAGAAGAAUUUUGGAAGAAUAUAUGGAGUAAUGCUAAAAUGUAUAAUGAAAAUGCUCCUUGGAUAGCUGAUGCGGCAAGUCGUACUAAUCACAUAGCACAUAUGCAUCAUCAACUCAUAAGCAAAGAUGAGAUAUCGGAAGCUAUUUCCAUGACCAGCAAUUGGAAAUCACCAGGUGUUGAUAAACUACAAAAUAUAUGGUUGAAAAAACUCACAGUUACCCAUGAUCAACUAGCUAAAUGCUUCAACCACAUUUUACUACUAUCAUCAACCCCUCCACAGUUUUUCACAUCUGGCCUAACCUAUCUUCUUCCUAAAGGUUCUCCAUGUGAGGACCCAUCAAAGUACCGUCCCAUAACCUGCUUAUCAACAUCAUAUAAACUUUUCACUAGGAUUCUAACAAACAGAAUCUAUCACCACUGCUCCAUCAAUAAUAUCAUCUCUGAUGAGCAAAAAGGCUGUAGAAGGCAAUCUAUGGGCUGCAAGGAUCAACUUAUUUCUGACUCUGUCAUAACAGGACUAGCUCUGAGAAAGAAAAGAAAUCUCAGCAUGGCCUUUAUCGACUAUCAGAAGGCAUUUGACUCCAUGCCACAUAAUUAUCUUAUUAAGGUUCUAGAACUAUAUAAAAUACAUCCAACUAUAGUCAUGUGUCUAGCAAAUCUGAUGACAACAUGGAACACACAAUUAUGUCAAGAAAACUCUCUUAGCAAACCUAUCUUUAUAAAAAGAGGGAUUUUUCAAGGUGACUCACUUAGCUCACUUUGGUUCUGUAUCGGAGUCAAUCCUCUCAGUAACCUUUUGGCCAAAGUAAGAUCUGGAUUCACCAUCAGAACAGAAACCUUUGACCACACCAUUAACCACCUGCUUUAUGUUGAUGACCUUAAACUCUACGCCAACAAAAGAGAAAAGCUCUAUCAAAUGAUAGAAAUAGUCAAAAGUUUUAGUUCUGAUAUCGAAAUGGAAUUUGGCCUUGAAAAAUGCAAAAUGAUUCACCUGGUUAAAGGAAAAAUUGAUGACAAAAACGAAGGAUGCAAAAUUGACCAAGACAAAAUAAUUGAAAAUCUGCAAAAUGGUGAAUCUUAUAAAUACCUCGGAUUUCUGCAACUCAAAGGAAUCAACCAUUCCAACAUCAAGGAUAAAUUGACGUCUCAAUUUCGAACACGGUUGAAAAUUAUCAUGAAGUCAAGCCUUAAUGCGGGAAAUAAAUGCAAAGCCAUCAAUACCUGGGCAAUACCUCUGUUGACAUAUUCCUUUGGAGUUAUUAAAUGGUCUCCCACUGAUAUAUCAAGACUGGAAAUGCUAAUCCGCACGACGAUGACAAACUACAGAAGCCACCACCCACAAAGCGCAAAAGAACGAACAUCACUACCGCGUAAACUAGGUGGACUUGGCAUUGCAGAUCUUAGCCAGUUGCAUUAUAACCAAGUUAUGAACCUCCGUCAAUAUUUCCAAUGUAGUCACUCUCUUUUGUUAAAGGCAGUGGCACUAACUGAUGAAGGAUUUACCCCACUGAACCUCAGUUCGGAUACUCUACAAUGUCCACAAAAUGUUAAGAGUAUCGAUGAACAAAUCACCCAAUGGAAAUCAAAACCCAUUCAUGGAGUCCAUCCCCACGAACUGCAUAUGGAUCACAUUGAUCAGCAGUGUUCAAACCUAUGGCUUACACAGGGUAAACUCUUCUCCGAAACCGAAGGUUUUGUAAUAGCCAUUCAAGACAAAGUAAUAGGAACAAGAAAUUAUCGUAAAUUUGUUCUCAAAGAAUCUGUGGACGACAGAUGCCGACGAUGUGGAGAGAGUGGAGAAACCAUUGAACAUAUCAUAUCUGGAUGUAGUGCUUUUGUUUCAUUCGAAUAUACGCAUAGGCAUAAUAAUGUCGCAAAACUCGUGCACCAACAACUAGCACUCAAUAAUGGCCUCCUCACAGAGCAUUUGCCAUAUUACAAAUACGAACCUCUUCCUGUGCUUGAAAGUCAAACCAAAAAACUUUAUUGGGAUAGAAGUGUAUCUACAGAUCAACACAUUCCCGCUAAUAGACCUGACAUUAUAUUAUUUCAUAAAAGGGAGAAAAAGAUAGAGAUUUUUGAUAUAGCAGUUCCGCUGAAUCGAAACCUUCAGUCAACUUACUCCACAAAAAUUUCGAAAUACGCAGCUCUAGCAGUUGAACUAAAAGCAUUAUAUAAUGAUUCUGCAGUAAGCAUUUCUCCGAUUGUCAUAUCUGCUACUGGACUGGUACCUAAACAUCUAUGCUCAAAUCUGGAGAAGCACAAAAAUAAUAAUAAUAAUAAUAAUAAUAAUAAUAAUAAUAAUAAUAAUAAUAAUAAUAAUAAUAAUAAUAAUAAUAAUAAUAAUAAUAAUAAUAAUAAUAAUAAUAAUAAUAAUAAUAAUAAUAAUAAUAAUAAUAAUAAUAAUAAUAAUAAUAAUAAUAAUAAUAAUAAUAAUAAUAAUAAUAAUAAUAAUAAUAAUAAUAAUAAUAAUUAAUAUAAUAAUAAUAAUAAUAAUAAUAAUAAUAAUAAUAAUAAUAAUAAUAAUAAUAAUAAUAAUAAUAAUAAUAAUAAUAAUAAUAAUAAUAAUAAUAAUAAUAAUAAUAAUAAUAAUAAUAAUAAUAAUAAUAAUAAUAAUAAUAAUAAUAAUAAUAAUAAUAAUAAUAAUAAUAAUAAUAAUAAUAAUAAUAAUAAAAAUAAAAAUAAUAAUAAUAAUAAUAAUAAUAAUAAUAAUAAUAAUAAUAAUAAUAAUAAUAAUAAUAAUAAUAAUAAUAAUAAUAAUAAUAAUAAUAAUAAUAAUAAUAAUAAUAAUAAUAAUAAUAAUAAUAAUAAUAAUAAUAAUAAUAAUAAUAAUAAUAAUAAUAAUAAUAAUAAUAAUAAUAAUAAUAAUAAUAAUAAUAAUAAUAAUAAUAAUAAUAAUAAUAAUAAUAAUAAUAAUAAUAAUAAUAAUAAUAAUAAUAAUAAUAAUAAUAAUAAUAAUAAUAAUAAUAAUAAUAAUAAUAAUAAUAAUAAUAAUAAUAAUAAUAAUAAUAAUAAUAAUAAUAAUAAUAAUAAUAAUAAUAAUAAUAAUAAUAAUAAUAAUAAUAAUAAUAAUAAUAAUAAUAAUAAUAAUAAUAAUAAUAAUAAUAAUAAUAAUAAUAAUAAUAAUAAU